Suillus clintonianus is the source of this 515-nucleotide messenger RNA. RefSeq lists its product as uncharacterized. Gene Ontology annotation, molecular function: transmembrane transporter activity. The record is from RefSeq and is a predicted model, not a curated record. The transcript is spliced from 4 exons. NCBI's taxonomy places the organism in Eukaryota, Fungi, Basidiomycota, Agaricomycetes, Boletales, Suillaceae. The coding region runs from base 31 to 444 and encodes 137 amino acids. Gene Ontology annotation, biological process: transmembrane transport. Gene Ontology annotation, cellular component: membrane.
AGUACGCUACUGCCACCUUCACAGUCCUGAAUGCCUAUGCAGGAUGGUCCAACACGAAGUAAUUCCAUACGGACACUCAAGACUGCAGGCCCGCUCGGUCUUGGUAUUUGCGUGGUUCUGUGCUUGCUUGCAAACAUUGCCUAUUUCUCAGCUGCGACUAAGGCAGAGAUUGAUAAAUCUGGUGUCACUGUCACUGCUUUGUUUUUUGGGAACAUCUUUGGUUCUGUCGCAGAGCAUGUGCUUUCGGUUUUCAUUAAUGUUAUUACUGUGCCACUGGCUGUUGCUCCACGGCCGCAGCCCCAGCAGGAAAGCCAAUUGCACGGCCAAACCCAGGCGUCGUCAUCACAAACUCAGCACACCACUACCUCGACCUCCACGACACCUCCUGCUUCAGGUACUGAUACUACCGCAGCUAAUGAAGCUGUGAAUCGAACACGAGGUUAACGCUCAACGAUCUCGGCAGACAUCUCUCGCAUAGAUAGUCCCUGAUCUGCAGUACUUGGAACUCCCAGCGC